GCCUCAAGUUCAGCUCCAAGUGGGUUGGUAGAUCAGCGAGACUUUUACUGUUCCCCUGUCCCGCAAUGGAGUUCAUAUCCAGGGCAAUUAUAACGGUAUUACUUGUAGCGGCUUGGAUAGUCACAAUUAGUAUCUCGGGCGCACAAAGUGCCUUAAAACCCCCGGUCUGGCCUUCCAGCUUCUCGGUAAGAUUUCACGAGAAGGACUUCAGCAUCUUCCACAAGCCAGUAUCGACCGAAAACGACGGCGCGUGGUACUACGACUACUCCAUCCCGGCGGCACGACACGAUCACCUGCAGGGACAGAACAACUCGUUCUGUCAGGGACGCGGUCUAAACCUGACGGACCCUCACGCUGACUGCAGCCUGUUGUACGUGGAUAACAGAGAUAUGUUCGUGCACUACCCUGGGGAGCGGCAGUGUUGUCGGGCCUGUGGACCUGCUGAGGGCUGUACCAUGAUGUCUCAGACUAACCUGGCUCAAGCGACCAACGAGGCCAACGACACGGUGAACGGGACGGCGUGCAUCGGCUGGUUCAUACCGCCAGAAAAGUACCCUGUCGAUCACUGGUACAUGACUGAAAGCGGCGUCCCGUGCUCUUGGCAGACAAUACCGAUCGUACAUCCCAUCAUAGUCAGCAUCCACUCCCUGACGUUCAACCAGCACAGCUACCACGUGGGCCCCAUACCCCGGGGCCUGUUAAAAGUGCCGAGCUACUGUCUGAACAUCUGCCCUCACCCUUAUGUACCACCUUAUUGAUU
Branchiostoma floridae (Florida lancelet) is the source of this 760-nucleotide messenger RNA. RefSeq lists its product as uncharacterized. NCBI's taxonomy places the organism in Eukaryota, Metazoa, Chordata, Leptocardii, Amphioxiformes, Branchiostomatidae. The transcript has 3 exons. The record is from RefSeq and is a predicted model, not a curated record. The coding region runs from base 66 to 758 and encodes 230 amino acids.